Messenger RNA from Lacerta agilis (Sand lizard), 1094 nucleotides. RefSeq names its product glutathione S-transferase-like. Bases 220 to 891 code for a protein of 223 amino acids. Lineage: Eukaryota; Metazoa; Chordata; Lepidosauria; Squamata; Lacertidae. Gene Ontology annotation, biological process: glutathione metabolic process. The record is from RefSeq and is a predicted model, not a curated record. Gene Ontology annotation, molecular function: glutathione transferase activity. The transcript is spliced from 7 exons.
ACCUGGCAGGAAGCCACAGGUCCUGUCAGUCUGAUAUCAAUAUAGAAGGUGUAGCUUUGGCUUUUUAAAACUGAAUGGUAAGACAGUGGAAAGAGACUUCACUAGAGUAGGUGGAAUUUCCCGGGCUGUAGAACUUUUAAAGGCACAAUUUCUUUUCUGUGCAGAGAAAGAGAUCGGAUAAAGCAAGUCUUUGCAAAAGGAAACCAGAAGUUUGGAAGUAUGCCUGGGAAACCAAAACUGACGUACUUUGAAGGCAGAGGAAGAAUGGAGUCCAUCAGAUGGCUAUUAGCAGCAGCUGGAGUGGAGUUUGAAGAAGAGUUUUUGAAAACAAGAGAACAGUAUUUGAAGUUAAUCAAAGAUGGAUGCUUGUUGUUUGAUCAAGUCCCUUUGGUCGAGAUGGAUGGGCUGAAGCUGGUCCAGACCAAGGCCAUCCUCAACUACAUCGCGGGGAAAUAUAACCUCCAUGGGAAGAACCUGAAAGAAAGAGCACACAUUGACAUGUAUGUGGAAGGAACCAUGGACCUGAUGGGCAUGAUUCUGGCGUAUUCUUUCUCUCCCCCCGAGCAAAAGGAGAAGCAGCUUGCUUCUGUUCUUGAGAAGGCCACUACCAGGUACUUCCCAGUCUACGAAAAGGCCCUGAAACAGCCUGGACAAGAGUUUCUCGUUGGCAAUCGCCUCAGCUGGGCAGACGUACAGCUGCUUGAAGCAAUCUUAAUGGUAGAGGAGCUAAAAUCUGAUGUUCUUGCACCCUUCCCUCAGCUGCAGGCUUUCAAAGCAAGGGCAAGCAAUCUUCCCGCUAUAAAGAAAUUCCUGCAGCCUGGGAGCCAAAGGAAACCGCCCCCUGACGAUGCGUAUGUCGCAACUGUGCAUGAAGUUUUCUUGAGUGACUAAGAAGCAUUGCAUCAGGUUUUAAGGCUACUUGCCAGAGUCACUAUGACUGCUGAAAACCAGCGGGCCUAUAAAUGAAAUGAUUGUUACCUCUCAUGAAAAAGCAAAAAGUGAUGAUACGGAAUGUUGAGCAGAUGUUGUUUGUGUGCAUGGGUGUAAAUUGAUUUAAAGUAUAUAAAGUGCUUGCAUUAAAAUAUUCAACAAGA